Molecule: messenger RNA, 484 nt
Organism: Drosophila rhopaloa
Lineage: Eukaryota; Metazoa; Arthropoda; Insecta; Diptera; Drosophilidae
Exons: 2
Coding region: 97-384 (95 amino acids)
Source: RefSeq, a predicted model, not a curated record
GCAACUCUAUCUCAGCAACGCCAAGUUGAAGCAUGUUUUCUUGAUUUUUACCGGGUAAAAUGUAUUUAAUUAUAUAAUCCAGCGGCCUGUGCAGCGAUGGAUCGCAUUGAUGUCACCAAGCGUAAACCCAGACGCACCCACGGCACACCAUCCUAUGCGUACCGUAAUCGAUUUGCCUAUGCCCUAUUGGCUGCCGGAACUGCGUUGUUCGGAAUUUGGAGUCUGACGCCCAUACAACGCAUCGCCAACGAAAAGCUCUCCCAGGUUGUGGCUCAAACGGAACAAGAGCGCGAUAGAAAAGGACUUUUCGAUUUUGCAGCCCCGAGAACUUCAAAAUUCAUCAGGGAGGCGAUCAAGGAAAGCGAGGAGCAGAGGAAUAAAUAAUGGAUCGCAAGACGCGUCGGGCCAACUUCAAAAACCUGCAGCCUCGGUAAUUUUAAUAUAACCUUACCUGUUGAACAAUAAAAUGUAUGUAGCUAUCUAA